CUGUCAUUCCAACUUCUAAGCUACUCAGGAAACUAUAUUCCUGCUGUGUGUUUCUGCUCAUUGUCUCAUCAGUCUCAAACAGCAUGGGUCGCCAGAAGGCAUUGCUGGACAAAAUGGCCCGGACCUUACAAAUCCGGAACCUGCUGCUUCGUCAGGCCCUGGCAGAGUGUCUAGGCACUCUUAUCCUUGUGAUGUUUGGCUGUGGUUCUGUAGCUCAGCUGGUUCUGAGUGGUGGUACCCAUGGGAUGUUCCUCACUGUCAACUUUGCCUUCGGUUUUGCUGCCACCUUAGGCAUCCUGGUAUGCGGCCAGGUAUCAGGUGGCCAUCUGAAUCCUGCAGUCACCUUUGCCCUGUGUCUGCUUGGAAGAGAGCGCUGGAGAAAGUUCCCCAUGUAUUUCCUCUUUCAGACAAUUGGUGCUUUUUUCGGUGCUGCUAUCAUUUUUGGCAUGUACUAUGAUGCCUUGUGGGACUUUCCAGAAGCUUACAAUGUGACUGACCCUGAAGCCACAGCUGGCAUCUUUGCUACCUUCCCUGGAAAACAUCUCACCAUUCUUAAUGGUUUCUUUGAUCAGAUGAUUGGCACAGCUGCUCUGAUCGUUUGCAUUCUGGCUAUUGUGGAUCCAUUCAACAACCCCAUCCCACAAGGGCUGGAGGCCUUCACUGUGGGAUUUGUGGUUCUGGUCAUCGGACAGUCUAUGGGCUUUAAUUCUGGCUAUGCUGUAAAUCCUGCCAGAGACCUUGGACCACGUAUUUUCACUGCUGUGGCCGGAUGGGGGGUAGAUGUUUUCACGGUUAGAAAUGGCUGGUUCCUGGUGCCUAUUUUUGCCCCGUUCAUUGGCACUAUUAUUGGUGUGGUGAUCUACCAGCUGAUGGUUGGUUUCCAUGUGGAGGGAGAGGUCCGCGACAAAAAAGCGAAAAUGGAGGAAGAAAACAUUCGACUAACCAAUGUCAAUUCCAAAGCCAAUUCCAAAGAGGCCAGCAAAGACAUGCUCUAAAUCUGUUGGAAAUAUGCAGCUAAUCACUUCAAAACAUGCACAUGUAAAUACUGUCAGUCCACAACUUUUCCUUUCUGACGCAGCUGUAUUUUUUAAAAAACACAUUUCUAGCUAUUGGAACGUGUCCCAAGAAAAUUCUGUCUGUUAAUUAAGUCAAUUUUCUCUAUGUUGUUGCAAAAGUGUAUUAUAUUGUAGAAGAACUAUGUACAGUAUGAGAAAAAACAAAUUUUGAAAUGCAAAAUAAGAUGACUUCUUCUAAGACAUUUACAUUUUGGGCUUAGCGUCUAUCUCACUUUAAUGUUAACAGUAUUGUAUCCUCUGUACCCUUUUAGUUUGCAGAAUUUUAUACUGUUUUGUAUUCCAUAUAUACAAUAAACAUAUUUGUCUUUAACAGUUUGUUUUAUUUUUCUUUUUUUGCAUUUUCUUUGUUCAGAUAUUUUAAAAGUUCAGCUAAAGCUUUCCGUUUUUAAUUUUAGGAAAUAUUCCAACGUCUGACAUUUAACUGUACGUUUCACUCAUUAUAAGCCUAAAUACGUUUAAGUGUUUUGAUCCUCUUGAGUCAAGAGGAUCAAAACACUUAUGUGUAUAUAGUCUACAGUCUAGACUAUAUGAACUGUGCUGUCUGAGCUGACAGAUGGCAGUGAGGCUUUUCCCACAACAUGAACUUCUUUGCCAUUACUUUCAUUAACCAGCGAUUAUAAGCUGUUCUUAUAUACAUUCAACGACCAAUUCACAAGUGAUAGUUUGUAUUUUGAUGUUAUUCAGUAAGGAGAGCAGAUUGGAACUGUUUUUCCAAAACAGAUAAAUGUUAUAUAAAGAGUCUUCUAUUUCUGUUAUUUGCUGCAGUGCAUUCUGCCAUAGAAAUUCUUUUUUGUUAUAGUCUCACAAUAUUUUUUAGUUUUUCUUUCUUAAUUCUCUAUUGAUAUGUUAAGCAUUAUUAUUAUUGUUAUUGUUAUUGUUAUUAUUAAGUAGAAAUACUGUAUGCAAAAGAUCUUUACUUAGCUUAACCAUAAUCAGAAGCAUCUAGACUAUAGUGCUUUCAACUGUGCUACUAUUAUUGUGCUCGGUGUACAGAAAUGUAUUAAUAGCCCAACGUUUAUACCCGUUGAUGUGUGUAUAAACUGUGUAUCUAUGGCUGGGUGCAAAACUGGAAUGUGAGUCUUGAAUGUACAAAGGUGGUGGGUAAAUGCUUUUACACCUAAACAAUAAAGUUCUUUGUUGUAUUGUU
Molecule: messenger RNA, 2223 nt
Organism: Melanotaenia boesemani (Boeseman's rainbowfish)
Lineage: Eukaryota; Metazoa; Chordata; Actinopteri; Atheriniformes; Melanotaeniidae
Product: aquaporin-3-like
Exons: 6
Coding region: 84-995 (303 amino acids)
Biological process (GO): water transport; glycerol transmembrane transport
Cellular component (GO): plasma membrane; basolateral plasma membrane
Molecular function (GO): urea transmembrane transporter activity; water channel activity; glycerol channel activity
Source: RefSeq, a predicted model, not a curated record